Silurus meridionalis is the source of this 3011-nucleotide messenger RNA. RefSeq names its product chromosome 15 C18orf25 homolog (gene ark2n). Gene Ontology annotation, molecular function: ubiquitin protein ligase activity. NCBI's taxonomy places the organism in Eukaryota, Metazoa, Chordata, Actinopteri, Siluriformes, Siluridae. Bases 469 to 1530 code for a protein of 353 amino acids. Gene Ontology annotation, biological process: ubiquitin-dependent protein catabolic process. The record is from RefSeq and is a predicted model, not a curated record. The transcript has 5 exons.
UCCAAACGGCUUCUUAGUGGACAAAUAGUGCAUUACACAGCGCGCAGAAGGCCGUUAUUUCAUCCCCUAUGUAGUGCAUUUAUGUAGGAAGAAUGAAGUCAGUUUGGAUUCAGCCUUUUGUGAAGUAGCCAACUGUGCUAAAGGGGCUGGGACGCGGACUAGCGGGGGCCGCAAACACGUAGUUUGAACUUUGGGUAUUUUUUAUAACGCAUAUGUGCGCUGAAGUUUUAACGCAAGUUCUGUUUGGGGGAAAAGGACAAUACGAUGUUGAGAAGAAUAUCCACCCGAGGUGAAGUCUAAAUACAGGUGCGCGACAUUUAAUCUGAGCAGCUAGCAAGACGAACUAGCAGCCGCAGAAUCGCUGCCUCACUAGCACUGCUACAGUUUUAUAUAUCCGCGUCUGUAACACGCACAACACAGAGCAGCCGCUAAUUUGGAGACCCCACCCAUCUGGCCUGUCCUCUAAAGAUGGCUGAAGGCCAAAAGGCUGUUGAACUCUCAGAAUGCCCCACAGAUUCUGGGGCUACAAUGGAUAAUCAGGAUUUGUCCCUGAAACCUGAAGCUCUGUCCUCCAGUUCUCUGACAUGUGAGGAGUCAGUCAGCAUGCAGAGCCCCUCAAGGCCAUUGCCCCCUGGCUUAAUGUCCAUGCCCUGCUUGCUAAAGGAGCUUCGCCGAGAUUCCUCCCCUGAGGCCCUGCCAGCAGAAAAAGGCCUUGCUGCAUCUGUCAUUCAGAUGUGCCCACAAGAAGACAGUGACUCCUCUGCCAACCUGCGAUCGCCUUCAUCUUCUGGUCACCUCGGCGAUUCAGACACACUUUCCUCAGCCGAAGAAGAGGAUGUGCAAUCGGCACAUGCUAAGCCUCACCCUUCCUCUCAUUCUGAAUCCGCCCCUAGAAAGUCUUCUCGCCGCUCACGGUCCGAGAGCGAUGCAUCUGCUGGCGUUGCCAUGGCUGCCAAGAAGAACCGCUGUCAGGAGAGGCAGGCGAACGGUGGAAGGAUCCGAGAGCGGGGCAAGCGCAGCCAGAGACACAAAGAGCGAAUGCGUCUGCUAAGGCAAAAACGGGAAGCAGUUGCCAAGCGUAAGUCUCGCCCACUGGAGGACAGCAGUACAAGCGACAGCGAUGCCACCGCACAUUCUUCGUCGUCAUCAUCAACAGCAUCGUCUGACAACGAGGGCAGGACAAUCGGUUUGCAUCCUCCAGUGGGGCCAGAGAUCAUCGGCCACUAUGACGUGUCAGACACUCAUUCUGAACUGGAGCAGCAGUUGCACACACUCUCAGGACCAGUGGAUGUGGCAUCUUGCCAGGUGAGUCUGCCGUUGUCUGACAGCGAAGUGGAGAUUGUCGGCGUCCAGGAAAAUACCAGUGCUGUGUCAAGAUUUCCGAGAGGUGGCGUCAUCCAGUCUCUGUCAGCAUGGAAGCAAACUGCCAUACCCCAAUGGACAGCGGUCUCUGCCCAGGCUGACUGGGCUCCGCCCCCUGAGGUGGUCGAUCUGACACUGGAUGAAGACAGGCACCGAUACUUGCUGUGAUCCCACACACUAGGCACUUAAACACAGCAGUUGCUUGAGUGUCGUUAAACAUUAUAAUGUUUAUCCCUUUAUUGGUUUGAUGACAUUUCGGUUGGGGGGGGAGAUUUUUAAUGGUUUGGUGUGACAAUCUGAACUGAAUUUGAACGAUUUUCUUUGUUGUCAUACAUCAGUCUUUGAAGGCCCUAGAAUGGCCACAUCAAGAUUAAUGUGUGUAAAUGCACUGAGGAUCUAAACUGUGUAUGACUUCAGGCAAGUUGCAGUACUGUAAUGGAAUGAGAGCUUACUUCAGACACAAGCUAGACAUUUUCUUCUAACAACUCAAAGUCUGGUGCGAUUACUGCCUUUAAAAAAAACCCUACAUUGAGCAGAAUCGGAUUUGCUCAGUUCAGUUUCUCCUAAUGCACAGCUGAACAAAAUGGUCAAAGCUACUGUUAGACAUACACUGUAUGACAUUUCAUUUGUACUACAUGUGCACUGAAAUUUGCCUUGUUCCCGAUUUCUAACAAAAUUAACAGGUUAAAUCCCAAAUGUUUUCAAUAGUUUGGCAAACACACACACAUCGGAUGCCUGCUGUUAUCCUCAGGUGUCUUCAACUCUUUGUGGUGACUUACUGCAAAGCUCCUUUAUAGUGCAAAAAUAGCAGGGUUUACUCUGAGAAUAGCAAUAGCUCCAUUAGGUUUCUGUGUGUGUGUGUGUGUGUGUGUGUGUGUGUGUGUGUGUGUGUGUGUGUGUGUGUGUGUGUGUGUGGGAGAGAGAGGGGGGCUACACAGAGAAGUGUUAUCAAACUGUUCAAUGCUGCUGUCUGAGUGUCUGUCCUGUGUGUAUGUGUGUGAAAGAGAGAGUUUCUCUGCACUAGAGAAUUUGUUCAGGCACACUCGUGUUUAUAUAUUUUAGCAGAGAACAUGGCCUUUAUGCCAGCGGGAAAGAGGUGUCGGCUUGUGACAAUUAGAAAUUUUAAGUAACUAUUUUUUAAAUUAGUAUCUGAGACUAGUUCAAACUGUGCUUAAUAUCCUCAUUGAUCUAUAAAAUUGUAUAUUAGUUUUGCUAUAUCAUGCUUUCUCUUAAUACAGCAUUAGAUGUUACAAUUAAUAUUUAAAAUGUUUGUUUUUUUCUGACAUGCUUGAAUGACAGUUAUUAGGAAGGAAAUACAUAUUUCCUCAAAUAGGUCGAAUACAUUUUUGCUGUGGUUAUUUGUGGAUGUUUUUUGGGCUACUGAUAUUUUUUUUUUUUUUUGUGUUAUUGACACAAUCACAUCAUUUAGCUUUCUCUUCAGAGUGAAAGAUCCUCAGACUGUGUAUGAGAACGUGGGAAGUAGGCGUUAGCAAAGAUGACAACAUGCUUCCUGUUAAAAUCGCAUGGACAUUUGUUAUACCAGAGCAAAAUUCUUCUCUCACUUGCAAAUGUGACACGAAUUUGUCCACAGAAACAAAUGCUGUUGCUGAUACACAGUGGCAUGCAAAUAAAUAUAUCUGUUGUUCUCA